Messenger RNA from Plasmodium reichenowi, 4362 nucleotides. RefSeq names its product ATP-dependent DNA helicase UvrD, putative. Gene Ontology annotation, cellular component: nucleus. The coding region runs from base 1 to 4362 and encodes 1453 amino acids. The transcript has a single exon. The record is from RefSeq and is a predicted model, not a curated record. NCBI's taxonomy places the organism in Eukaryota, Apicomplexa, Aconoidasida, Haemosporida, Plasmodiidae. Gene Ontology annotation, molecular function: DNA binding; hydrolase activity; 3'-5' DNA helicase activity. Gene Ontology annotation, biological process: recombinational repair.
AUGAAUGAAGAUGAGGUGGGUAAAAAUAUUUCCUCAGCCUCUGUAGAGAUGAAAAAAACGAAAAGUAAGAGCACGGAGAUCUUAAAAAAUAUUUUAUUUAAUAACUUUUCUGAGGAACAACAAAAAAUAAUUGAAAUUCCUAUGAAUGUAAAUUUAUGUAUUAUAGCAUGUCCAGGAUCUGGGAAAACAUCUACAUUAACAGCGAGAAUUAUAAAAAGUAUUAUCGAAGAAAAGAAGUCUAUAGUUUGUAUUACAUUUACUAAUUAUGCAGCUAGCGAUUUAAAAGAUAAAAUUAUGAAGAAGAUAAAUUGUUUAAUAGAUAUAUGUGUAGAUAAUAAUAUAAAUCAGAAAUUAUUUAAUAAUAAAAAUAAUAAUAAUUUCAGUUUAAAAAAUAAAUGUACUUUAAAUAAUACAAUGAAUAAAAGUAUAAUUAAAGUACUUAAUACUGUGAUGUUUAUAGGAACUAUACAUUCUUUUUGUAGAUAUAUCCUUUAUAAGUAUAAAGGAACUUUUAAAAUAUUAACUGAUUUUAUUAACACCAAUAUUAUUAAAUUAGCUUUUAAUAACUUUUACUCUUCUAUGAUGAGCAAGACGAAAAGUACUCACCCUGGAUUUAUUAGUAUCCUUGAAAGGAAGGGUAACAAGGGUGGUACCAAAAAUAAUGACCCCGAUAAAAUUAACACGGAUAGUGAUAAGAAUAUAUGUGGUGAUGAUAAUAAUAUAUGUGGUGAUGAUAAUAAUAUAUGUGGUUAUGAUAAUAAUAAUAAUUAUGAUAAUAUUAACAAUGAUGAUAAUAUUAAUAAUGAUGAUAAUAUUAAUAAUGAUGAUAAUAUUAAUAAUGAUGAUAAUAUUAAUAAUAAUAAUAAUAAUUAUUAUUAUAAUAAUAAUUGUGGGAAUUAUAACGAAGCUAAAGGUAUACCAUCCCAAUUAGCUUAUUUCAUUAAUUGUAUGAAGAACGCAGAAAUAAAAGAAGACGAAGAAAAAGAACUCUAUGAAGAAGAGCAUGAUACACAAAAUGAUAUUCUAAACAAUGAUGAUAAUAAUAAUAAUAAUAAUGAUGAUGAUGAUGAUGAUGAUGAGUUUUAUAAUUAUUUAUACAAUUUUAAACAUUCUUAUGAACAAACAAAUGACUACUUUGCAAAUGAACAAGUAGAAAGUGUGUUGAAAAAAAAAAAUAUAAUAUUCUUAAAAAAAAAAAUAAAACUAAUGAAAUAUAUAGAAUUAUAUAAUAUAAAAAUAGAAAUUAAUGAUGUAGAAAAGAUGUUUUAUGAAGAAUAUAAAAAAAUAUUUAAGAAAGCUAAAAAUAUAUAUUAUGAUUUUGAUGAUUUAUUAAUUGAGACCUAUCGUCUUAUGAAAUAUAAUUCAGAUAUAAGAAAUAAAAUCCUAGAAGAAUGGAAUUACGUAUUUUGUGAUGAAUUUCAAGAUACCAAUACAACACAAUUUAAUAUUUUACAAUAUUUUGUUAAUCAUAAUGUUCCUUCUACUUUUAAUGAAUCAAUAUAUACAUCAAGAAAUUCGGAAAAUAAAGAUAUGAAAGAUAUGAAAGAUAUGAAAGAUAUGAAAGAUAUGAAAGAUAUGAAAGAUAUUAAAGAUAUGAAAGAUAUGAAAGAUAAUCAUUAUAUUUCUAUGUCCACAUAUAAAUCUAAACAAUACAGUCACUCUGUUCAAAACUUUUUUAAUGAACAUAAAGUUGAUCAACAACUUUGUGAUCAAAUAUAUUUUGACAAACAUUGUAAUAACAUACUUAUGCAAAAUAAAAACCAACAAUCAACAAAGAAACACUCUCAAGAAGAAGAAAAAAAUAAACAAAAAACAAAUACUUUUAUAAAUCAACAAAAAAUAAAAACACAAACUAUAUUAUCAUAUAAACAAGAUGAAAUCAACUCAUCUCCAUCGUCCACAUAUUCAUAUGUAAAAAUAGAAAAAAAGAAAAAAAAAUACGCUCUUAACCAAAUCAACGAUACUUAUUAUAAUAAAAAAAAUAUAUAUAGGAACAAUGAGGAAUUAUUAGAUAUAGAAAAAGAAAAAACAUUUUUUAAUCAUAAUUGUAAUGAAACAAAAAAAAAAAAAAAAAAAUUGAAUUUAAAAGAUAGAAGUCUAACCGUUAUAGGUGAUGAUGAUCAAUCCAUAUAUUCUUUUCGUGGUGCUCAUAUUAAUGUAUUUUAUAAAUUUUUAAAAGAUUGUAAUUGUUUAUUAUUUAAAUUAAAUAAUAAUUUUCGAAGUACAAAAGAAAUUGUUAGAGUUUCUCAGAAUCUUAUUAUUAAUAAUAAAACAUGUAGAAUACAAAAACAACUCUAUACGAAUAAUGUUCAAGGAAAUAAAAUUCAAUUCCAUGCAUUCAAAACACCAUCUGAUGAAAUUUCUUAUAUAUUGUCCGAAAUAAUUUAUUUAAAAAAAAAUUAUAAUUAUAAAUAUGGAGACUUUGUUAUUUUAUGUAGAACGAACAAAACAUUAAAAGAAACAUUAAAGAGUUUACAUAAUGUGGAUAUUAAGAAGAAAGCAUAUAAAUAUUUAAUCAACAAAUUUUUAAAUGAUAAACAAAAUCAUCUCAUAAAACAAAAAGAAUACAAUAAAAAUAUUAUGGAAAAUAAGAACACAAAGGAUGUAUAUAAAAAUUCACCUAUUAGAAACCAUGAAAUAAAUAUAUAUAAAAAUAAUCAAAAAUAUGAAGAAUAUAUCAAACAGUUUCAUAAUAUAUUUGAUAUCGAUACUUUUAAAAUACCUAUAAAAGAAUUAAACAAAAAAAAAGCUUUUUUCGGAUCUAAAGAAAUUAUUGAAUUAAUUACAUUUCUUAGGUUUUUAUUAAAUGUAGAUGAUAAUAUCAUAUUUAAAAAAGCUUUUAAAAUAAUAAAAAAUUUGAAAAAUACAAAACAAAUAAUAGAUAAAUUAACAAACUGUCAAACAAAUCAACAUUUAUCCAACAUACUAAUGCAACAUUCUCAUGAUAUUAUACAAAUCAAAACACAACAAAAUAAAAUUCAUAAACACGAACGAAGAAACAAGGAUAACUUAUCUCUUUUUUCAUGUGUUCAAAGUAUUACUCACUUAUUUAUUCUAAAUAAGAAACAAACAAUAAAUAAAGAAUCAUUACGUCUAUUAAAUAUAUUUACAGAAAACGAAUUAAAGAACAUUGUAGAUUUUUUCUUUUGUAUUAAUUAUUUCUUAAAGUUUGCUGCACAUAUUAAUUCUGUCUAUUAUUUAGUAAUAGAAGUUUUAAAAAAAACAAAUUUUCUAAAAAGGUUACAAGCCAAAAUACAAAAGAAAAGGGACGAAGAAAAUAAGGAAAACAAUAUUAUGAAUGAAACCAUAUCUCACGAAAGGAAUGAUAACAUGGAAUUACAUGCAGCUCAAAAGAAAUGUAGCGAGAAAAUGGAAGGAAACAAUUAUAUCACCGGUAAUGCACAAAACGAUCUGAAAUUAAUAAAUAAAAGACAAACGGAUGAGCACGAGAAAUUGUGUUCUCACCGGGUGAUAGAAAAAAGGGUCAAACUGGAUAAUCAAAAUAAAGAAAAUAUAUAUGAUGAUAAAAAAAAUAAGGACAAUAUAUAUGAUGAUAAAAAAAAUAAGGACAAUAUAUAUGAUGAUAAUAAAAAUAAAGAAAAUAUAUAUGGUGAUAAUAAAAAUAAAGAAAAUAUAUAUGGUGAUAAUAAAAAUAAGGACAAUAUAUAUGGUGAUAAAAAAAAUAAGGACAAUAUAUAUGAUGAGGUAUCAUAUACUAAUAAUUUAUGUACAACUGAAGAAAGUUGUUCAAUAAAUGUUGAAGAUAAAAAAGGAAAUAUCAAAAAACGUACCUUUGGAGAGCUUAUAGAAAACGGUAAGGACACAAAAAAAUAUAUGUCUAGUGAUAAUAAUAAUAAUAAUAAUAAUAAUAGUAAUAUAAAUAGUGACAUGUUGGAUGUAAAUGUUGUGAAUGAAAUAAGAAUAAAAAAAGAUCUAGAAUUAUUAUUUAAUAUAGGAGAUAAAGAUUUAAAAUAUAAUGAAAUACAAAAUAUUUUUAUAUUCUUAGAAAUGACAACUGAUUAUAAACCAAACUUAUUACAACAGUCAUGUUUAGAUUGUUUAUUUUGUUUUCUUAAUGAUUUUAAAAAUAAUGUACAUGAAAAGAUGCUAGUAGAAAAAGUGACCUUAACAACUAUACACAAAGCAAAAGGAUUGGAAUGGAAAGUUGUUUUUAUUAUAAAUGUAACAGAAGGAGAAAUUCCACAAGCUGUUGAUAGUAAACAAGAUAUUAUUGAAGAAAGGAAAAUUUUUUAUGUGGGAAUUACUAGAGCCAAAUUUUUACUAUAUUUAUUAUGUUCCGUUCAAAAUAAUAAUUCUGAAAAAAAUACUGUUUCAAGGUUUAUUAAUGAAAUGAAUAUAUAA